ACAAAGUUUAGUUUGUUUACGUUUGGUUUGUUACGCGUUUGGCCGGUGAUCCGGUUCGAAAAAGUCCCAAGUACGGUUCGAAAAAGAUGCCCAAGUACUCGUCCGGUGGCCGUGGGAAAGGCAAGGACGGAUCGCGCCACGGCAAGGACAACGAAGUGAUCAAAGAGUCUUCCGGGCGGAGGGAUAAAUCUUCCCGAAGUAACGAGCGCCGCCGGAUGGUGGCCGAGUUCUACGCCAACGACGCACCCAAGCUGUGCGACCACGUCUCGCUGGAUCGUAACAACCACCGGAUGCGGCCGUGCACACCGCUGGAGAGCUACGUCAGCACUGGGAGUGAUUUGAAAAUCAAGUUCCACACGAUGACGGGAACUUCGCUGUUUCCGUCCAGCUUCGGCAUCAAGUACGAGUUUGCCGAUACGUUGCUCGGCGGUGAGCCGUACCUUGGGCAGAAGGGAGAGGAUGUUCCGCUGCUCUGUUCAAGGGUGUUCCGGAAGCGUAAGGGAGAGUUUCAAUUGCCACGGAAUGUGUUCCUGCAUGGGAGGGGUGGAACGAGUAACAUAACCUGUUUGUACCGGUUUGAGGCAUCCGUUGGGGAGAGGGUAAGGUGUUUGGACCUUGACCUUAAGAUUCCGUUGGGUUGUUUCUGUGACAACACGACCAGUUCGUACAACUUCCCUCUAACGUUCGCCUUGAACUCACGCACGAUGGAACUGACACGGUUGAACGUUUCGGAUGUUCACAAUGAUGUCCGCGCUGACCCGGUUGAUCUUCCACUUUUUGGGAGAUCCACUGCUGGAGUACCAGCACGACGACAACCAGAAGAUUGAUCCGGUU
Culex pipiens pallens (northern house mosquito) is the source of this 834-nucleotide messenger RNA. RefSeq lists its product as uncharacterized. Gene Ontology annotation, cellular component: plasma membrane. The transcript has 2 exons. Bases 87 to 827 code for a protein of 246 amino acids. The record is from RefSeq and is a predicted model, not a curated record. NCBI's taxonomy places the organism in Eukaryota, Metazoa, Arthropoda, Insecta, Diptera, Culicidae.